This is a messenger RNA of Drosophila bipectinata, 714 nucleotides long. RefSeq names its product NADH dehydrogenase (ubiquinone) SGDH subunit (gene ND-SGDH). The record is from RefSeq and is a predicted model, not a curated record. Lineage: Eukaryota; Metazoa; Arthropoda; Insecta; Diptera; Drosophilidae.
ACAAGACCCGAACAAGUGGGACCGUUUGCGUCCUAUUCACAACUUUGGCACGACCAGCUCCAAAAUAUUUUAGAAUUUCUUAAAUUUACCUAAAAAUGGUCGGUUGGAGCCGUAUGCUGUCGCCGGCGGCAUCGUUCGCGAAGUACCGCGCCGUGCUGCAGACACCUGCCUGCCGAAAUGCCCUGCAGCAGCAGAUGCGCCGGAUGGGUGGCGAUCAUGGACACCACCACAUGACCAUCAAGCCCUCUCGCUUCCAGUGGGACAAGUUCAAGGAUCUGAUGCACUUUUACGUAAUGCUCGGAGUGGUGCCAGUGACUGCACUGGUGCUGUAUUCGAAUAUCUUUGUGGGUCCGGCGCAGCUGGCGGAGAUUCCCGAGGGCUACGUGCCCAAGCACUGGGAAUAUGAGAGGCACCCUAUCUCCCGCUUUAUUUCCCGCUAUAUCCUAAACUCGCAACAACAGAACUACGAGAAGUCUCUGCACUACCUCUUCGAGGAGAACGAGAAGGCACAGAUUCGACUCCUGGAGGACGAAGUGCGUCGCAAGAUGUCAGAGCGCAACGAUUACCAGGCCUACUACUACAGACCCUCGGUGGCCAAGUAUCACAGAGUAUCCAAAGAGGCUGCCGACGAGCUGGAGGCUCUGCGCGGAGACUAGAACCCUUGUAAUAUUCAGUUUUUGUUAGGCGGAAAUAAAUGUGGAUUUGAAUUCGCAA